AUGUCGGUGGUGAACGUCUUCAUUCACGCACCUUCCACACUGGUCUCCGCCGAGCGACGCAUACCGUCCACCAUCCCGCUAUGUGACCUCAAAUACCGACUCGAAUCCAUCGUCGGUGUUCCGCCCUCGCACCAGAUCCUCGAAAUCCAUUCCUCCCGAACCGACCAUGAACAGCAAUCGACCUUGCCCGGGCCCGGACCCUUUGCAUCAUCCGUACGCUCCACCCUGAUCCUUUCUGUCAUUUCGGACUCACCGGUAGAAUCGAAAACGCUGGAAGAGCUAGGGGUGGUCGAUGGAAUGGCACUCAAGAUCCUCGAUACUCGACCAAAAGAACUCAUCCAAACCUUCACAGACGAAUCGCUCGUCGAAAAGUACGUCAUGGACGACGACACGUACGCUGCACGACGCGAUACCGUCCUCGCCUUCAAACAACGAAACAAGCUAGGUCGAUUCGACCCUUCCAAAGACGCAAACUCCAGCAUCGCUUCCCACGACUCGACCGAGAUACCAGAAACCCUCAUCGUCGGUGCGAGGUGCUCAGUCGACCUCUCCGGUUCCGGUACAAAUCAAAAAAGGGGAACGGUGAGGUUCGUCGGUCCAACGCAAUUUGCAGCGGGCAUCUGGAUCGGUGUAGAGUACGACGAACCAGUGGGAAAGAACGACGGCUCCGUCGCCGGCGAAAGAUACUUCACCUGCAAACCGAGUUUCGGCGGCUUUGUGAGACAGGACAAGGUUCAAGUUGGCGAUUUCCCAGAGGACGAUCUCGACCUCGAUCUUGACGAUGAUGAAGAAAUGUGA
This is a messenger RNA of Pseudozyma hubeiensis SY62, 798 nucleotides long. RefSeq lists its product as hypothetical. The transcript has a single exon. Gene Ontology annotation, molecular function: microtubule plus-end binding. Bases 1 to 798 code for a protein of 265 amino acids. Gene Ontology annotation, biological process: cytoplasmic microtubule organization. Lineage: Eukaryota; Fungi; Basidiomycota; Ustilaginomycetes; Ustilaginales; Ustilaginaceae. The record is from RefSeq and is a predicted model, not a curated record. Gene Ontology annotation, cellular component: nucleus; cytoplasm; microtubule plus-end.